GGGUUUCUUCUUGGGACGGCCCGGUUCCUCCCGGCUGGGAAGAGAGAAGCGGAGCAGAGGUUCUGUGGGGGACCGAGCCGGGGGAGGAAAGGAGGGAAGGAGGAAAGGCCCGGCGCGCGGCUCGUGGGAGGGGAAGCCCCGGAGAGGCCGGGGCCCGGAGGCCGCGCCAUGCUCGGGGCCCGGUGCCUGCUCGCCGCCCGGCGCUCCUGCUCCACCGCCUCCCUCCCGAGGCCCAGAGCCUCCGUCCGGCUGAGCGUGCGGGACGCCCUCCGGUCCCACGGCGCCAGCGGGGAGCGCGUGAAGGUCCAGGGAUGGGUUCGUUCAACACGGUCCCACAAGGAAGUCUUGUUCCUACAUAUAAAUGACGGAUCUUCUUUGGAAAGCCUGCAAGUUGUUGCUGAUCCGAGCUCUGACAAUAGAGAAUUGACUUUUGGGAGUUCUGUGCAAGUCCAGGGGCAGCUAGUGAAAAGUCCAGCCAAAAGACAAAAUGUGGAAUUGAAAGCAGAAAAAAUUGAAGUUAUUGGAAAUUGUGAUGCCAAGGCAUUUCCUAUCAAAUAUAAAGAGAGGCACCUGGAGUACUUGAGACAAUAUCCUCACCUUAGGUGUAGGACUAAUGUGCUGGGUUCAAUAUUGAGGAUUCGCAGUGAAGCCACAGCUGCUAUUCAUUCCUUCUUUAAGGACAGUGGCUUUGUGCACAUUCAUACUCCAAUAAUCACAUCCAAUGACUGCGAGGGAGCUGGAGAGCUUUUCCAUGUUGAGCCUUUAAGCAAAACAAAUCAACCUGAGGAGAAGUUCUUCAACGUUCCUGCUUUCUUAACUGUCUCAGGACAGCUUCAUCUAGAAGUGAUGUCAGGAGCUUUUGCUCAAGUGUUUACUUUCGGUCCAACAUUUCGAGCUGAGAAUUCACAGAGCCGGAGACACCUGGCAGAAUUUUAUAUGGUGGAAGCAGAGAUUUCUUUUGUUGAGACCCUUCAAGAGCUCAUGCAGGUUAUGGAGGAACUCUUCAAGGCUACAACAACAAUGAUUCUUUCAAAUUGUCCCGAAGAUGUUGAACUCUGUCACAAAUACAUAGCUCCUGGCCAAAAGGACAGAUUAGAACACAUGCUAAAAAACAACUUCUUAAUCAUUUCUUAUACAGAAGCAGUAGAGAUCUUAAAGCAAGCAUCCCAUAACUUCACCUUCACUCCCGAGUGGGGGGCUGAUCUACAAACUGAACAUGAGAAAUACCUAGUCCAGCACUGUGGCAACAUACCUGUCUUCAUCAUUAAUUACCCACUGGCACUCAAGCCUUUCUACAUGAGGGAUAAUGAAGAUGGCCCCCAGCACACAGUUGCUGCUGUUGAUCUUCUGGUUCCUGGAGUAGGGGAGCUCUUUGGAGGCAGCCUCAGGGAGGAACGGUACCAUUUCUUAGAGCAGCAACUGGCCAGAUCAGGACUUACAGAAGCCUACCAAUGGUAUCUGGACCUUCGUCGGUUUGGAUCUGUCCCACAUGGAGGUUUUGGGAUGGGAUUUGAACGCUACUUACAGUGCAUCUUGGGAAUUGCCAAUAUCAAAGAUGUUAUCCCUUUUCCAAGAUUUACUCAUUCCUGUCUUUUAUAGCUAAAAGCUUGGUUCAGGAGAAGUUCCCUGUGGCAAAGACCCUGCAUCAGAAUACACAUAUGAUUGCGCUAUAGAAAUGUUGGUUUCAAUAAUUAUUGUUCUGUAUGAAAAUUAGAGAGAAUCCUGCCUUUUUUAAGAAGUUGAAAGCAUUUCAUCAAAGAAUUAACUCCCCCAGAAGAGGGACUUCUAGGAAGUGGACAUUCAAGUCUUUUGCCCCAAUUAAGAAAAAGAUGUAGUUGGGCCUAUAGUCCAAGCCACUCCAGAAGCUGAGACAGAAGAAUCAUUUGAGCCUAGGAGUUCAAGGACAUCCUGGACAACACAGUCCCAUCUCAAGAAAGAAGAAGGAAGGAAGGAAGGAAAACAUUGACCUAAAUAGCCUCAAAAGUCUUCAAAUUGGAACAAGAUGAGAUAAUGUUUUGACUUUGUCUUUAAUCAGUAGAUCACUCACCUGUAUAGCUUUUGAGAAAUAACCAGCAGCUCAAAAUAAAACAUUGUUUGCUCUUU
Messenger RNA from Perognathus longimembris pacificus (Pacific pocket mouse), 2103 nucleotides. It is a transcript of the gene Nars2, whose product is annotated as asparaginyl-tRNA synthetase 2, mitochondrial. Gene Ontology annotation, cellular component: mitochondrion. NCBI's taxonomy places the organism in Eukaryota, Metazoa, Chordata, Mammalia, Rodentia, Heteromyidae. Gene Ontology annotation, molecular function: nucleic acid binding; asparagine-tRNA ligase activity; ATP binding. The record is from RefSeq and is a predicted model, not a curated record. Gene Ontology annotation, biological process: asparaginyl-tRNA aminoacylation.